AAUAACAACUCUACAUUCUUUUUUCGUUAUUCAUGUACAGUCAACUGUCUUUACAAUGUUGACAGUUUUUGACGAUUAGGAAGUUCAAUAGGAGUAAACAUUUGGAAAUAUAAUUGAUCUCGAAAUAUCGAAAUGAGAAGCGCAACAUGUAUCAAGUGAGAGAAUAUCUUUAUUGAAAUCUUCGUGGAAGUCGAUCAACGAUAACCAUGACGCGAAUAAACAGGAAGAGAUGUCGCAACAUAGAAGAGGAAUCUAGCGAUUUUAUGCCAUUGAGCAAACGGAUUAACAAUCUUCAUAUCAAUGGUUUAUCUGGCUUACGAGAGAACACGGUGGAGAAUAUGGAAACAGAUUGGGAGAGUGGAAAUUUCAUGUCAUCUCCAAGCUGCUCAGAGAUAUCUCAAAAUUCAUCACCCAGGGGCAGUUGUGGUUCCAGCCAAAGCAGUUUUACCAGUGAUUACAGACCAGAUUUGGAUGCGACAGAAAAUCCUUUUUAUUACGAGAGCAAUAAAUUGCUCUUUUCCUUAUACAUGGAACGUAUGCAGAGGAGACCAGAUCUCUAUUGACGAAUACACGUUUCACCUGUAAAGCAUCUUGAGAUUUAGUCAACAUCUCGCUGUUUUUCUUCUGUCAUUGCUAUGUGAUAUAUAUUAUAAUUUUUGAUUUUCCAAUUGACAUCGAUUGAGUAACGAUGAAGCGUGCGUACUACAGCAAUAAAAUUGGUAUAUAAAACUUUUGUCGGAAGCAACAGCUAUAGAUAUAAGUUUCAAUAAUGUAUAAUCGUUAAAGUAUUAAGCAUCUUUUAUUAGCGCAUAUAAUUGUGUGUAAGUGAGAGUAUAUGAAUGUGAA
Trachymyrmex septentrionalis is the source of this 846-nucleotide messenger RNA. RefSeq lists its product as uncharacterized. Lineage: Eukaryota; Metazoa; Arthropoda; Insecta; Hymenoptera; Formicidae. The record is from RefSeq and is a predicted model, not a curated record. The transcript is spliced from 3 exons. Bases 207 to 563 code for a protein of 118 amino acids.